UGAUUUUAAUGAUGAGGAACACGACGUCUUGUAUUGAACACUGAGCUUUUCUCAUUCGGCUAUUGGCUGAAAGAAUGGUGACAGUAGCCAAUGAAAUAAGAUCUCGCUUGCAGUGAAAACCCAGAGUCUGAUUAAUAAGCCGCUGCUCAUGAUUUUAGACCCAUGCACACCAAUGCGCUGCCCCCCUGCAGACACCAGCUCCUACAACGACGCACAACGCAGACUGGCAGUGACCGAACGGGCUGUGCAGUCCAGAGACCACAGCGCGCCACCAAUGCCGCUGAACCCGCUUGUGAAGCAGCUGCUGUCCAGUGCCCAUGGUUCUGAAAACACUGCACUGUCUUUGCCGAGGGUGACGUAGACGCGAAGCGUGGUGAACGUAACUUGGCACUCCAGCAAAAGAACAAAGGGAUUGCGGAGGAGAAAGACAGACAAAAACAGUGUGAAAUAAAGCAGUAAAGCAAAGACUAAACAAAAACAAAGAGAUCUGACUUUUUGAAAGCAGUCCAGCCGCAUUAUCUGUGUUGCACGCCGGUCUUCACAGCACAAUUAAAAGGGAUCAUUUGGAGAGCGAGAGAUCACAAGCCCAUGAGGUACGUUGGGAUGAUACGUUUCCUGUCUGAAACCAGGAUUCAUUAUUUCGUCUAGAUAUCCGGUCGAUUAUGGGCUGUAUUGUCUUCAAAACGGCAAUCGUGGAGCCAUGGAGGUUCUCUGAGAAGGCUGGCACUACAGUACUACAGUAAUAUUGAACAGGAAACUGCAUGGUAAACCAGGAGUGUGCUGGCGCGGUAUCCUGGUAAAUGUUGAAGACACUGUCAAAAUGUUACCUAAAUCAAGAAGAGCGCUUACCAUCCAGGAGAUUGCAGCACUGGCCAGAUCAUCCUUGCAUGGAAUCUCCCAGGUGGUGAAGGACCAUGUGACGAAGCCCACAGCGAUGGCUCAGGGCAGGGUAGCUCACCUGAUUGAGUGGAAGGGCUGGUGUAAGCCCAUCGACUCGCCCGUGGCCCUCGAGAGUGACUUCAACUCCUACUCGGACUUAACAGAGGGGGAGCAGGAGGCACGGUUUGCAGCAGGUGUAGCGGAGCAGUUUGCCAUAGCGGAGGCUAAGCUCAGAGCGUGGUCGUCUGUGGACGGAGACGACUCUAACGAUGACUCCUAUGACGAAGACUUCGCCCCGGGCAGCGAAGGCCCCCAUUCAGCCGAUGCAGUGGGACCCUAUCCGAAUUACCUACGGGACUUCCUUCAUAGUCACAUGUGCCAACAGCUGAACGUGCAACAGAGCUCCUGUGAGCAUGAGAGUGAUUCGUCACAGACAAUCUCCCCCGAGACCCUGUGCUCCAGCCUGUGCAGCCUGGAGGACCACCCUCUGCUGAAGGAACUGGGCUCUCCCACAGACCUGGCCACCAAGCUCUUUGGAGCCAUCCAUGGUGGAGAGGAGAUCCUGGCCAAGCUGCAGCGUGGUGGGGAAAGUGCCUUCAGGAACCUCGGACUUCUUAUCUGCAACGACUCCUCCUACUCUGUCUCCUACACCGAGUCGUGCUUCUCUCCUGAGGAUGAGGAAGACAUGCCCAGCAAGGACUACGCGUCUGUGUGCAAGGAGGACAGCAGCUACGAAGUCAGAAGAAAGGUCUCGGAUGUGGCAUCUUCUGGAGUGGUGUCUCUAGAUGACGAUGAGGAGGAGAACGAAGAUGUCUGAAUGAUUGCUCUUCCCUCCUCCUUGCUCUUCUGAAUGUUUUUGGCAUGCUUCACUUUGUAUCUGCCCCCUUAUCCUGAGUUUGAUAUUUUGUCUUGAGGCGUGCAAACAAUCUUUUUUUAUUUGGGUUCCGAUUGACUUGUUAUGCUUUUUGUACAAACCAGUUGCUUGGGGUUUGAUGCAAAGGUCCAAGCAGAUAACUUGCAUGAUAUGCUAAGUGCGGAAAUGAACUUGUGGGCUGAAAUGUUUUAAGCACCGUCUGUACCCCUGGUUGUUUCUUUCCAAGAACAUCUCCCAUCUAAGACUUUUUGACAUUGCAUCCCAAACUUCUUUUCCUUGGCUGAAUAAACUAAAGCAUCAAAGUGGCAUGGCUUAUGCUGGGAAUGCCAAAGGAUAAACCUUUCACUAAAGAUUAUAAGAAAAUGCUGGAAUGUUGUUAAACUGACAAGAUUAUGUCUUUUAAAAAUAUUUCUCACAAACAAAGAAGGCAAUAUGUCUUUAUUGUAAUAGUUUUAUAUCAUUCAACAUGUUAUUAUAGCCUGAUGAUUGAAAGCAAAGUUUUUUCAAGUUCUAAAAGAGGUGUCUAAAAAAACAACAACCUUCGAUUAAAAAAGAGAAAACAAAGCAUCAAAGCAUUUUCACUGAUGUAGUAAAAGUGAUGGUUCAGAUUUUCUAUAUUUUUGUAUCCGUUGUCUGCAUUUUUUGUGCGGCAUUGCUGUCCAGUGGUUUGCACGAAGCUUCAAGUACUGUUGCCGUAGAGAUAAUUUUUAUUUGUUAUCACUGUGUGAUAUGGUCUACAGAAAAGAAA
Molecule: messenger RNA, 2501 nt
Organism: Polyodon spathula (Mississippi paddlefish)
Lineage: Eukaryota; Metazoa; Chordata; Actinopteri; Acipenseriformes; Polyodontidae
Product: protein FAM131A-like
Exons: 6
Coding region: 821-1696 (291 amino acids)
Source: RefSeq, a predicted model, not a curated record